Molecule: messenger RNA, 3056 nt
Organism: Mangifera indica (mango)
Lineage: Eukaryota; Viridiplantae; Streptophyta; Magnoliopsida; Sapindales; Anacardiaceae
Product: probable splicing factor 3A subunit 1
Exons: 3
Coding region: 398-2827 (809 amino acids)
Biological process (GO): mRNA cis splicing, via spliceosome; regulation of alternative mRNA splicing, via spliceosome
Cellular component (GO): U2 snRNP; U2-type prespliceosome; catalytic step 2 spliceosome
Molecular function (GO): protein binding; RNA binding
Source: RefSeq, a predicted model, not a curated record
UUUCAACUUUCCAACCGGUAUGAGAGUAGGAAAAAAAUUAAAAGAGAGCCAUCUAUCCCAUUUCAUUUUUCAGCCUUCUGCCGAACAACCGCCAUCUUAUAAUCCCUCUCGGUAUCGCUCUUUAAAUCUUCAAAAUUUCUUCCUUACUUCUCUUAACCCUGCAGUAUCUUUCUUCGACAGUAUAAACAGAUCCGUUGGCAAACCUAUUCCGGUCUUUUGUCGCGCCUAUUUCUUGAAAAACCCUAGCGCAGCCUCUCCAGGAAGAUCUUUUUGGUCUGAGGUGUCCUUAGGGUAGAAACCCUAAAGAUCUUGCAGAUUAUUAAUUUUAUGUGAAAUUGUUUUGAGAUUUUUUGCUGUGUCAGUUUGAACAAAAGUUAUUAGUUUCUUCCUAGAAUAAAUGUUAGGCGCAUUGCCAAUCCUGCCUCUUCCUGAACCUCCUUCUGACGGGGAUCUUGGACCUCUUCCCCCAUCGCAAGUGACAGAGCAGAAGGAAGAGAAACCUUCAAAUGAGGAGCAGAGCAAAACUAACUCAGCACCUGCAUCAGUUGCAACCCAUACAAGAACAAUUGGAAUAAUACACCCACCUCCAGAUAUCAGAAACAUUGUUGACAAAACUGCUCAGUUUGUUGCUAAGAAUGGACCAGAGUUUGAGAAGAGGAUUAUUGCCAACAAUGCAAACAAUGCGAAAUUCAAUUUUCUGAGUAGUUCGGAUCCUUACCAUGCAUAUUAUCAACAUCGACUGGCCGAAUUUCGUGCACAGAAUCAAUCUUCUACCCAGCAAUCUCCUUCUCAACCUGCAGAUACUGCUGUGCCCGAAUCAGCUCCAUCUGCACCCAUUGCCGAUAGCAAUGAAGCUGAUGUGAAGCCAGAUACUGUUUCCCAGUUUAAGCUGCCCAUACGUAAAGUUCUUGAGCCUCCAGAAGCAGAACAGUAUACUGUGCGGCUCCCUGAAGGGAUUACUGGUGAAGAACUUGAUAUCAUUAAACUCACAGCCCAGUUUGUAGCUCGUAAUGGAAAAUCGUUCUUGACAGGAUUGACUAGUAGGGAGAUCAACAACCCACAGUUCCAUUUUUUGAAGCCAACGCACAGUAUGUUUACAUUUUUUACCCAACUUGCUGAUGCUUAUUCAAAAGUCUUGAUGCCUCCUAAGGGGUUGACUGAGAAAUUGAAGAAGAGCGUUGCUGACAUGACAACUGUCCUUGAACGAUGCUUGCAUCGUCUAGAAUGGGAGCGUUCACAGGAGCAGGCAAGGCAAAAGGCUGAGGAUGAGAUUGAGCAGGAGAGGAUGCAAAUGGCUAUGAUUGAUUGGCAUGAUUUUGUUGUUGUUGAGACAAUAGACUUUGCAGAUGAUGAGGAUGACGACCUACCUGCACCUAUGACUCUUGAGGAGGUUAUAAGGAGGAGUAAGGUAUCUUCUAUGGAUGAAGAUGAGAUUCUUGAACCUGCAAAGGAGGUGGAAAUGGAAAUGGAUGAAGAAGAGGUACAGCUUGUCGAAGAGGGCAUGAGGGCUGCUAGUCUUCAAAAUGAUGAUGAAAUGAAAGAGGCAAAGGCAAAUGAGGAACCAGAACCACCGAUGAGAAUUGUGAAGAACUGGAAGAGACCUGAGGAGAGGAUCCCUGCUGAAAGAGAUCCAACAAAGUAUGUUGUUUCUCCCAUCACUGGUGAGCUCAUUCCUAUUAAUGAGAUGUCUGAACACAUGAGAAUUUCCCUUAUUGAUCCGAAGUACAAGGAGCAAAAAGAAAGGAUGUUUGCUAAGAUUCGAGAGACAACUCUUGCUCAGGAUGAUGAGAUUUCUAGAAAUAUUGUGGGACUGGCACGGACACGUCCUGAUAUCUUCGGUACCACGGAGGAAGAAGUUUCUAAUGCAGUCAAGGCCGAGAUUGAGAAGAAGAAAGAUGAACAACCAAAGCAGGUAAUAUGGGAUGGUCAUACUGGAAGCAUUGGGCGCACAGCAAAUCAAGCUAUGUCUCAAAAUAUGAAUGUUGAUGAUCAAAAUGAUGCUGCCAACAGUGACCUAAGAAACCUACCUGGUCCUGCAGCUCCUCCUCCUCGACCUGGUUUGCCUUCUUUGCGUCCUCUACCCCCACCAGCAGGACUUGCCUUGAAUCUUCCUCGUGGGCCUCCAAACAUGGUGCAAUACCCACCUCCAGCUAGUGGUGGGAUGCCAGUACCUCAACCAAGGCCAUAUAACGUUUCGGCAAUUCCAUCACUCCGGCCACCCACUCCGCCAAUGCCAAUGACAGGACAGCAACACAUCAUGGUGAGUCGACCACCUCCCCUGCCUCCAUCAAUUUCAGUGAAUCCAUCUGGUAUGCCUGUACCUCCCCCACCUGGAUCCCAGUUUACACCCAUGCCAGUUCCCCAACCUUAUGCCCAUCUCCCAGUACCUCCACCUCCUUCUAUGCCUAUGAUGCAGCUGCCACCUUUGCCGCAAGGAAUGCCUCCUCCACCACCACUAGAAGCUCCUCCGCCACUUCCUGAUGAACCAGAGCCAAAGAGGCAGAAGCUUGAUGAUUCUAUGCUUAUUCCUGAAGAUCAAUUUCUGGCCCAACAUCCAGGACCUGUUCGCAUCAAUGUGUCUGUUCCCAAUGUUGACGAAGGAAAUCUCAAAGGGCAACUUCUUGAGAUUACAUUGCAGUCUUUAUCUGAAACUGUUGGCAGCUUGAAGGAGAAAAUUUCUGGGGAGAUCCAACUUCCUGCAAACAAACAGAAAUUGAGUGGAAAAGCUGGUUUUCUUAAGGACAAUAUGUCGCUGGCAUAUUAUAAUGUUGGAGCUGGGGAAACACUUGCCCUUUCUUUGAGAGAGCGUGGUGGUAGAAAGAGAUAAUGGGUUCCUUAACUGGGUUUUUUUUAAGGUUUUCGUUGGAACUUCCUUAUUAUCAUUAGAGUUUUACAAUUUCCCUAUAGUAUGACUGUAGUCUUUUAUUCUACCUUUGAUGUUAUAUGAUGGAUAUUGUAUUGUCAUUUACCUUUAGGGUAACUAUUUGAGACCUCUUACUGGUAUCUUUUGAACUGAUGAUUAAUUCGAUAUCUACUACAGAUCCAGCUUCUUGGCA